GAGCAAUCUGCGAUUGGCAUCGAAGGAAGCAAAGCAAUUCUUCUCUAUUUAUUUAGGACAUAUAUGGAAGAUUUGAAGCAGCAUAGGUUAUCUGAGGAGGAGUCCCAUCCGCAGUUGAAGAAGAGUAAGUGGGAUGUGCGGUUAGAGCAAGAUAUUAAUGUUCAUCACGUGGACGACGGUGGUGCCAAAUUAGCAGACCAUAUACCUGGCUUGGUAUCCGAAAUAAAUGAUAGAAACAUAACCCAGCUGGUGGAGGUGGUGAGGCCUGGUGGCGGUGAACGCUUUUCCAGAUUGUUGCAGCUACCUGGAGAAUGGUAUGAUGAUCAAAUUAAAAGCGGGUGCAAAGAUUCUGAUAUUUCUCAAAUCCCAUCACGCUGAUGCUUUUCGCGAGGAUUUGCUGGAACAUGGAUAUCCCUCUUUGCUGCUUCCUCCAGCUUGGCUGUCCAAUUCUUCUACCGAUGAUAUCAAAAACAACAUUUGCAAUCAGCAGCUGGUGAUUGCAACACCUAUGCACUUUGCUAGGGGCCUGGCGGAUUUUUUUCAACUUGUGAUCAAUUAUGAUGAUGCGGCUUCGUCUUGUUAUUAUAAUUAUGCUCGUAAAGUGAGACAUGCAGCCAGGAAUGGUUGUGCCGUCGCCUUCUUAUCAACGCAAGAGGAACGAUAUGCUCCCCAUCUUGUCAAGGCUUUGGAAUUGACUAAUCAGGCUGUCCCUGAUGAUUUGAUGGCUCUAUCCGAUGCUUUCAAGGCCAGGGUUCAUGAGAUUGCCAAACCCUUAAAACCAGAAUUUAAAAGUCUUUAUGAAACUUAUUGGCUUGAUUUUCCGCCUCCUCCCCAUGCAUUUGCUUAAUUCUAUCUCCCAACUGACGUAGUUCAUUCAUUCUAUGCAAUUUAUCUUCUUUUAUUUUGUUUUACAUAAACAUGUUGCAUUUAUGAUAUCUGUUCAAUUCGGGAUGAUAUCUGUUGAA
Molecule: messenger RNA, 965 nt
Organism: Erigeron canadensis
Lineage: Eukaryota; Viridiplantae; Streptophyta; Magnoliopsida; Asterales; Asteraceae
Product: DEAD-box ATP-dependent RNA helicase 42-like
Exons: 2
Coding region: 317-847 (176 amino acids)
Source: RefSeq, a predicted model, not a curated record